This is a messenger RNA of Oryzias latipes (Japanese medaka), 4597 nucleotides long. It is a transcript of the gene ppp1r26, whose product is annotated as protein phosphatase 1, regulatory subunit 26. Gene Ontology annotation, biological process: negative regulation of phosphatase activity. The record is from RefSeq and is a predicted model, not a curated record. Gene Ontology annotation, molecular function: protein phosphatase inhibitor activity. NCBI's taxonomy places the organism in Eukaryota, Metazoa, Chordata, Actinopteri, Beloniformes, Adrianichthyidae.
AAGUAAAAGAAAGUACUAGAAAAGCACACGGGGAAAUAUUCAUUUUGAUAACAACAACACGUGCUCCUUCUAAAUAAACUAAUGUCUCAUAAGAGGAGACAAAUUAUUGAGGGUUCGGCUACGUUCCGGCAGGUCAUUUUGAUAAAACUUUAUUGAUAAACGACAACAACUCGUUCUAUUUCAUAGAUGGAGGACAGAAAAUGUGAGCGCCGGUGUUUUCCGGGUUUCCGAUGCCAUAUUUGAAUGGGUCCAUGGUUGAUUGGGCUGCUUUGAGGAAGCUGGUCCUCCCGGCGCUCGGAGCGGAGGAGGAGGGCGACUCGAGCUUCAGGCGGAGCGAGAGCUGCCGACGGACACCCGAAAAGACCGCCUCGACUCGAUUACCGCCGCAAAAGCCUCGGUUCUCCCGGUAGCCGCGUUUCCGUGUCACGUCCCGAAGUCGGUCAGACUCUCCCAGUGAGAAGCAGCAGCCGUCCCGCUUUGUGGCAGGAGAAAGCCGCUGCUCCAUCUGGAACCAGUGGGAGGGGCUUUAUAGCGGUUGAACAAUGUGAGUGUCAGGGGAGGCAGCCGCACUCCAAAGUUCGAGGACCCCACCGCACUACACUAGAAUGUACUUGAUGAAUGUACCGCCUGUCGCAGCAACGCAAACAGAAUGGAGAAGAUGUGGCCCACCUGGAGGCUUUAGCCUUCCAAUUUGCUUCAAUGACUCGGACACGGAGUUGUCCACUAGAGACACGCCUAUCUCAGACAAGGUUCAGAUGAUCAUAGACAGCCUUAGGAGCACCCAGUCCUCACUCGACAUGGGCGACGAGAUUGAGGGAAACGUGCUGCCGGGACAGGAUGGUCGCACCCAAGCCUGUGCAGCUGCAGUGGGAUCUUAUGUGGAGAAGAAGUCCAAAGCUAAAAGCCCUCCUGAAAACCAGCAGACCCGUCCUCCUGCCAUGAACAACCACGACAGCAGUGACUCAGACAGUGACGGUUCUGUGGACAGAGGAAUUGAGGAAGCAAUACUGGAGUACCUGAAGGAGAAAGAUGACCACAAACGCAAGGCCGAUUCCGACUUUCUUCACUCAGCCAAGAUCCCAAGACAACAUCCACCCAUUCUUGGGAUUUUCAAGCACAACUCUGACAGUCACUUGCCCUUAAUUUCCUGCAACCAGAUCCCAAGAAUGAUUAAAGCAGAGACCUUAACAACACCGACAACCAUACCUUUGAAGAAGUAUCUCAAGAACAAGGCUUCUCUGGAUGAAAACUUUAACUUGGAUAAAAGUCCUUCAACAAACCUUGCAAGUACAAAUGAGCCAAUCCAGACAUCCUCUAAACCAACUGGCCUUUUCAGCAAAACAACCAACACCGUGGUCAAAUUCAAGGUAGAAGAAGACACCACUGACUCUAGUAGUGAUGACGGAAUUGAGGAGGCAAUUCAAAAAUACCAGUUGGAAAAGAAGGGGCAGCAGAAUCAAAAGGAAACUUUGAAUCCAUCAAGUUUCAAAGAGGAAUCCGACUCCACAAGCGAUGAUGGGAUCGAAGAAGCCAUUCGCUGCUACCAGCUUGAGCAACAAAAGGAGAAGCCUGUCUUGAAAUCCUUCCUGGACAGACAGAAACCCCUCAAGAAGUCAUUGGAGCAUCCUGUUGGAGGCACAAGUUCAGAGAGCACGAGUAAGCUCAAACUCAAGAAGAAACACAGCAGAGCAGACAAACAGGCCACAUCAUCAAACAAUUCCUUGUCUGUUGUUGGCCCCAAGCCUACUCUUUCCCAAAGCUCAAAGGGAAAGGGAAACAGCUUACUUUGUUUUAGACCAGAAUCUUUUGAGGAGCAACCAGCUUACACACCUCCAAAAGUUAACACAACCGCAGAAUUGAUGUGCGCAGAAGCAAUACUGGACAUCUCCAAAACUGUUAUGCCCGGAGCCUUCCACCACAGCCUCGGCAUGAACUCCUGUGGCCUCACAAAGUCUUCAGAGCAGCCGCUUCUUUCCAUCAGUGGCCCAAUCGAGGAAAGUGAAGACAGUUCCAUUGACAGCGAGGAUGGCAUCGAACAAGAAAUCCGUAAAUUCCUUGAGCAGAAGGCGCAAAUGCACAAACAGUCCCCCGGCUCUCAAGAUGUCACUGGUGUGAACGAAACAGAGAAACUGAGGGCAAAGGAAGUUCAAAAGAAACCACAGAGGCUGUCUUUAACACAUAGACGAAAGCAGAAGGUUGCACAGAGCAUGUUGGGAACAGAUCAGGACAAAAAGUCUCCAGCUGAGAGCGCACAGGAAUCGAUGGAGCUUCCCAGCAGAGGUGCCGCACAAGCCAUAGUUGCAGUGCAGAAGACAGACAGAGGUGGAGACAAGAGCAGCUCCCUCGACAGCGACGAGGACCUCGACACCGCCAUCAAAGACUUGCUCAAGACUAAGAAGAAGUCCAAGAAAAAGAUAAGGGACUUGAAGAGGAAGCCCAGGAAGUGCAUCCAAGACGAAGAACCGGCAUCGGGAAACUCCUUACCCACAAAGAAAUUCAAAUCGGAGCCUUUUUUGAAAUGUAGCACUUUGACUAAACCACAUAAGCAAAAGGAAGAGCUGAAAGACGAGCUUGGAUUUAUCAAAAAGAAUGUUUCCCAACAAAAGCAAACGGAUCAAAGCAGAACAGAGACACAGAAAGAUGGAAAGGAGUUGCCGCAUGUUCAAGAGAAGGACGAUAGCAGCUCUGUGGACAGUGACGAUAGCAUUGAGCUGGAGAUCAGAAAGUUUCUGGCUGAGAAAGCUAAAGUUUCCACUACGGAGAAAACUAAAGAUGGAGACGUGUCGAGAAACGGCACGGUUAUCGUCCAGGCUGCGGGAAUCAAGCAGGAAUCUCAGCUGGCUGAGGUUUCUACCAAAAGUCCUCCCCUUGGAUCUCUCAGUUUCCCGGUUCCGGAUACAACACCUCAGCGAUUGCAGUCGGUCAUCUCUCCAGGCAGCGCUCAGCCACGAGCGUCCUCACUUCAACCCAGCGCCCCCAGCCUUUUGGAACCAGCAGAUGGGGCCGGGGCAGCUCGAGUCGAGCAAGGAAGGGCCAGCGUAGUCAAAAAGGAGACCCUUGAGGUGGUCAAAACAGCGGGAAGAGGUCACCCUAUCUUUAGCCCCAAUCUUUCUCACUCGAGCGCAGAGGCAAACAAAUGGCGCCAGAGUUUGGGGCUCCCCCUUUAUGACACAAAAGCAGUCAGCAGGACUCCAUUUCUCAUCAACACCUCGGAGAUCAAGGGGACUACUACGUCAUCUACGUUUUCCAAUCAAAACAAGGGCCCCAAACUGCAGACUUCUGCCGGUUCUUGGUUCGCCUCAAAGACCGGCAGAGCGCCGGCGUCCUGCUCCAAGGAGACGGAUGCGAACCCCACGGUCAGACCGCCCGUUCUGAACUUUUAUUCUGCUGCCAGGCAGCACCCGACCACGUCGUUUGCACAGAGCCUUUUGCCCGGCCGCAGCUCCCAGUUCUCCCAGGAGAAAGCGAGCACGGUGCACGUGCCCAAAGACAAGAGUGUGUUUGUGGAGCUGGAGACCAACAGGACCAACCACGUUCAGGUUCAAAGCAGGGAAAGGCGCGAGGGCAACGAGAGAGCCCAGAUGCCAAAUGACAGAAAAGCAGAAGGCAAGAGCAUGAAGAUAGAUGUCAGCACAGACAGAAGGGGGGAGGAGGAGGAGGAGCAGGAGUUUAUAGAUGAGACAGAUUGUGAAUCAGACGGCAGGAAAGAUCCAGGGAAGAAGCAGGGCUUUUCCGCGUUGUCUCUGUGCAGAACCAUAGAUCCUGGCAUCAGCAUCAGUCCGUGCAUAGCUCUGACAUCAGAGGAGAGAAGCAGGAUGUUCAGGAGAAGGUACCUGGUCAGAAAACACAAUAAGGGAGGCUCCUCAAUUGUUCCUUUACAAUUUGUGAAACGAAAGCUUGACUUUGUUGCAGAGAGCAGAAAAACAGAGACCCGUACCCUUCAGAGUGGAAGGCGGUGAAUUCAUUUUGUCUGUGUUCUCCUAUUAGCUGCAGGUUAUGAAAGAAAUAUUUUGCACUUUUUGUUGCAGGUUGGGUUUUGUUGCUUAAAAUUGUUGUUUACAGUUAAGGCCGGUUUUGAUCAAAUUAUCCUGAGUUUUAUAUUCUUAAUUCUUAAGCUGUUUUGUGUAUUUAUUUCUCAGAUAAUCUGAGUUUCCCCUGAAUUCUAGGGACAUUUAAGGCUAUUUGUUCCCAAAUAGUCCCCAAAAAAUUAGUUUCAGUGAUUGUUUGUUGUUUAAAUAAAGUUGGAGAGAAAAAAAGUGAAAGACUUAUUCUUCUACUACUAGUUUUGUUGCUUUGAGACUGCUGUUGUGCCAUUACUGCCACCUGCUGGUUAAAGUAAGUUAUUUUUAUUCAAAGAUUUUUAUUGUCAUUGUAUUCCUACAAUGAAAUUUUGAAAAUGUCAUAAUUCUGCUUUUUCUCUUGUUUUUUGGACAAAAGGUCAUUUGUGUACAAUUGUUAUUUUUUAUUUAAGAAGUGGUUAUUCCACAAAAUUUGCCUGUUGUAGUGCAAAAAUUGCUUUAACUUCAAGGUUAAAAUCUAAAUAAAGUUUUGUCAGAUUUGCUGUCAACACAUUUUAAUUAAAUUGAGUAUUUUCAGC